AUGGCAGGCCUGAACCCCCUGGUCUUUCUGGACAUGGCUGUUGGCCGGCGUGCUGUGGGGCGGCUGAAGUUCGAGCUUUUCCACGACAUGCUUCCGAUUACCUCGGAAAACUUCCGCUGCCUGUGCACCGGCGAAACGGGACUCGGCUAUUGGCUCCGACCUCGAUGGUACCGAGAUACGAGGAUGACCCGGAUCAUUCCUGGCAUGAUGUGCCAGGGUGGUGACUUCAACUUCGGCACAGGUGCGAUGGGAGAGUCAAUCUAUGGGCAGAGGUUCAGAGAUGAGAAGUUCUGCUAUAAGCACUCAAAGCGUGGGGUUCUCUCAAUGGCCAAUGCCGGGAUACGCCACAGCAACAACUCCCAGUUUUUCAUCACCUUUGCCCCCUGUCCAUGGCUGGAUGGAAAGCAUGUGGUCUUCGGGCACGUCAUCGAGGGGAUUGAAGUCUUGGACGAGAUCGAGGCCUGUGGCACCGAGGGUGGGCGGCCGAAGACCCGCGUUUGGGUGCAUGGCUGUGGGGAGGAGACAACGAAGCUUCUCAGAAAGGAGGCACUCGAUUCAAUGUCGACCGAGGAUCCGGCAGAGCAGGCGAGAGCAGCUCUUGAGGCGCAGGCCGAGGCAAUGAAAAAGGUGGAGAGACCCGAGGUGCUGGAGCACAUCAGCGAGGUGUCGCCCGUACCGGACGAGGUCUGGAAGAAGGCACGAGCUUACAGUGACAACAUGCUUUGA
Messenger RNA from Symbiodinium sp. CCMP2592, 726 nucleotides. The record is from the annotation of a GenBank genome assembly. NCBI's taxonomy places the organism in Eukaryota, Dinophyceae, Suessiales, Symbiodiniaceae.